Molecule: messenger RNA, 904 nt
Organism: Penaeus monodon (black tiger shrimp)
Lineage: Eukaryota; Metazoa; Arthropoda; Malacostraca; Decapoda; Penaeidae
Product: cubilin-like
Exons: 9
Coding region: 35-904 (289 amino acids)
Source: RefSeq, a predicted model, not a curated record
GUCUCCGCGUUGAUGCAGGAGAAAACAUUUCGGCAUGAAGGUCCCUCUCGGUUUCCUGGCGGCGGCGCUGCUGGCGAUAUGCGGUGUGAACAAUGCCUUGGCGGAGUUCGCCAUCCCAGAGUGCAUCAAGCCACCACAAGAGGUCGUAGUCCCCGUCGACGGAACGGUCCUGCUCCAGUCGCCCGCUUUCCCCGAGGCCUAUCCGUCACGCUCCAACUGCGGCUGGAAUGUUCGGAGUGAGGAGCCGGGCCAGCAGGUGAGGAUCGAGUGCCCUUCUUUCAAGCUGACCAACAGGAACAGGAACGGACGUUGCUUCGACUUCCUGCGCGUCAACGACAAAAGGUUCUGCGGCGAGAGAGGCCCUGCUGUCGUAGCCUCUUUACUCGACGUCGACUUCCGCUCCGACCGUCGCCGCAACAGCAGAGGUUUCAACUGCUCAGUCACGACGGCUCAGGCCCCCAGCAGGAGCGAAACCCCCAGAUGUUCUCAGCCGCCCCAGAACAUCCCAGUUGCUCCUGGAAACGUCGUGUUCUUCAGUUCCCCGAAUUAUCCGAAUAACUAUCCAAACGGACGGUGUGGAUGGCGGUUUACGCCUGCAGCAAGCAACACGCGCCUUACGCUUUCUUGCAAUGACUUCAGAAUGCAGAAUCGCGUCAGGAAGAACAGAUGUCAAGACUUCCUCAGUGUGAAGGCCAAGGGGAAGUAUGUUCUCUGUAGUUCAUUCUGUGCAGAGUCUCCAAUCAUCUACGGUAAGCUCUUAUUGGUUAAGCCAAUAAGAGACAAUUGUCUGGCUUCACUCGCUCUCAGCCGAAUCCCUCUCCCCCACCUCAUCUUCCACGCCAAUCCGGUACUCAGCGACCCUCAAGACACCGAACACGGCGACGCACCAACAGACCACAAAUAA